AUGUGCCAAGCCCGCCGACCUUCACUCUCGCUCAAGCGCGCGGCCUGCCGCCUCACGGCGCUGGACGACGUGCUGCUGGCGCAGAUCCUGCAGUUCGCGGCCGCGCGCGACGUGGAGGCGCUCGCCGUGGCCGCGCGAGUCGUCGCGCGAGACGUGCUGCCGCGCUUGCCGGGGCUCUGGCGCGCGCUCUUCGUGCAGCGCUGGACGACGCUCAACUUCCCGCUGGACGACGUCGCCUCUGGCCGCGCGGAGCUCGCCAUCGACCCGCGACUGCGCGCGCUCUUCGGCCCUGAGACCAGCGAGAGCCGCAUGUUCCAGCUGCUGGCGCACGCCGUCGUGCCCGUCCCGUCCUACGCGGACCUGGACCAGACCUGGAGGUACCAGGGAUACAGCGACGAUAAGCACCGGAUCCAGUCGCUGCAUGACGCCGACACGCGCCCGUCACACGUAGUGCGCUUCGCGUUCGACGGCGACGAACUGGGGGACGACCGCAGCGUCAGAGCCAAUGUGCCGUUCCCGCCGGGUUUCCACGUCGCGGUGUUCAAGCGACAACAACCUGGUAGCGACGGGAGGCCGCUGUACCAGGUUGGACUGGUGGCGAGCGGAUACUUUGAGCUCCAAAUCGUGCAUCGUGAGGGGCCGGAGAACGUGCAGCAGGAGGAGGAACUGACCUCGCUGGGACUGGUGCCGGCGAGCUUCCCGUUGGUCGGACGGCAGCCUGGGUGGAACCAAAAGUCUUUCGGCUACCACGGGGAUGACGGCCGCUUCUAUCGCCAAACGACGAGGGGUCGACUUUUUGGCCCACGCUUUGGAGUGAAUGAUACUGUGGGCUGCGGUGUGCGGCGGAAUAUGAGCACGGAGCGGUCACACGUAUUUUUCACUAGCAAUGGCGAAGAGCUUCCUCGAGCUGACGAGAGCGAGAUGGAAAAUCUGCACACGAGUUGGUAUCCGGCUGUCGGAGUGGAUUCGUACAACGAGGUGCGCGUCAACUUCGGGCAGGAGCCAUUUGCGCACGACAGCAUUGUCGAUGAGCUGUUCGCUGAGUGCGAUCCUAGCGUUGUUGCCGCGUCGGCGUUACCGUGGCACUACAUCCGGGAGUACAGCAUCGAUUGCUUGGUGUGGCGUCGCCAGCAGACAUGCGAGGCACGAGCGGGCGAUGCUGACGAGUGGAAGGAUACAAUUGCUGAUGACGACAAGUCCGCGCAGAAGGAGGAAACCUGCAUGAAGAAAUGGAUGUUCGGGAUACUGACUCGCCGACAGCAGAACCGGCUUGCAUCGAGAGAAGAGAACGCGAGUGAAGAGCGUGCCGCUGCGUAG
Phytophthora sojae is the source of this 1317-nucleotide messenger RNA. RefSeq lists its product as hypothetical. The transcript is spliced from 3 exons. NCBI's taxonomy places the organism in Eukaryota, Oomycota, Peronosporomycetes, Peronosporales, Peronosporaceae. Bases 1 to 1317 code for a protein of 438 amino acids. Gene Ontology annotation, molecular function: protein binding. The record is from RefSeq and is a predicted model, not a curated record.